This is a messenger RNA of Gossypium raimondii (Peruvian cotton), 596 nucleotides long. RefSeq lists its product as uncharacterized. Bases 207 to 413 code for a protein of 68 amino acids. The record is from RefSeq and is a predicted model, not a curated record. The transcript is spliced from 2 exons. Lineage: Eukaryota; Viridiplantae; Streptophyta; Magnoliopsida; Malvales; Malvaceae.
AAAACACUAAUCUUUGAGUGGACAUUGAUGAUGGAAGAAUCAAGAACGAGGAGUUGGCUACUCCUCCAAUUGAAUAUAGAAGGCCUGUGGGGUUGACAUCAAGACGAAAUCAUGCCCAACAAAAAGCAAGAGAUUUAAAUGAUCACAAGUAGAAAUUUGACUCUAGAGGAGAUUAGUGUGUGUGAAGGAGCUGCAUAUAUUAGAAAAUGAAAGAUUGGGCUGCUCCCUUCGUAGCUGCAGCACUGUUUGCAUUUCUAUCACCAGGGGUAAUCCUGCAAAUCCCAGGGAAGAAUCAACCCAUCUGUUUUAUGAACAUGAAAACAAGUGUGGCUGCCAUUUUUGUGCAUGCUGUUCUCUAUGCUUUGUUCCUCAUCCUGUUCCUUGUUGUUCUUCAUAUCCACCUCUAUGUCUAACAACAAAGGCACUCUCUCUAUCUAACAAGAUUAGAUUUUCAUUUUGUAUUAUCCAGUUUUCUGCUCCCAUGAAGAAGAAUUUGCUACUGUUAUUUAGCUUUUGUUGUUUUUUCACAUUGCUUCUAUGUUAUUCAGACUCGGUUAUGAUUAUCAAACAUAGCAUUGCAGCUAUUUUCUACUAAA